Molecule: messenger RNA, 2297 nt
Organism: Xiphophorus maculatus (southern platyfish)
Lineage: Eukaryota; Metazoa; Chordata; Actinopteri; Cyprinodontiformes; Poeciliidae
Gene: dnase1l1
Product: deoxyribonuclease-1-like
Exons: 11
Coding region: 194-1144 (316 amino acids)
Biological process (GO): DNA catabolic process
Cellular component (GO): nucleus
Molecular function (GO): DNA nuclease activity
Source: RefSeq, a predicted model, not a curated record
CCAGGAAACAAAGAAGGCCGCCCUAGUUUUGAGUUUCAGCAGAGAGAAGACGGAGAGAAAACAAGGCUAGCGCCGGCUAAUCUCUGCUUGGCUUGCGGGGCGUGGGCGGUUGCCACGGCAACGGGUGUACUUAAGCGACAAAGAGAGAGAAAGAGAGUAAAUAGUUCCUGCGACACAAGAAGCAAGAACAGCUAUGACGUCCGUGUCCCUCCUGCUGUCCCUCCUGCUGGGUGUGGCUGAUGUUCGAGGAGGGUCAGAGUUCAGAAUCUGUGCCUUCAAUCUUCAUCAUUUCGGGGAAUCCAAAUCUAACAAGAACGAGAUCAUGAUAACUCUGGCCAGGAUCAUUACUCGCUGUGACGUGUGUUUGCUUCAGGAGGUCAGAGACCGUAAAGGAACAGCCGUAUCAAAGCUGCUUCAAACGAUCAGAAGGUAUGACACGAGGAACCAGUAUGACCUUUUGGCCAGUGAGAGGCUGGGCAGGAAGGGGUCAUACCAGGAGCAGUACGUGUUCGUCUACAGGACCAACACUGUGAAGGUUACUGAUCGGUAUCAGUACCCAGAUAAUAUGCCAGGAGAUGAAGACGCUUUCUCCAGAGAACCUUUUGUUGUUCGCUUCAAAGCCCCAAAGACCUCUAUACAGGAGUUUGUUCUCAUCCCUCAACACACCACUCCGACCAACGCCACUAAAGAGCUGGAUGCCCUGUAUGACGUCCUGCAGAACGUGAGAAGGAUGUGGAGAACUGAGAACGUGAUGCUUCUCGGGGACUUCAACGCCGACUGCGGUUACUUGGCAAAGAAGAACCGGGACAAAGUGCGUCUGAUUACAGACAGGAGCCUCCAUUGGCUGAUAGGAGAGGACAGCGACACCACCGUGAAACACAGCACGUCCUGCUCCUACGACAGGAUUGUCAUCCACGGAGAAAAGUUUAACGGAGCAGUUGUCCCUUCCUCAGCCCAGCCAUUUAACUUCCAACAGGAGUACAGACUAACAGAAGAACAGGCGCUAAAUGUGAGCGACCAUUACCCAGUGGAGGUCCUGCUGAAGGUCAGCAGUUCCAGAUCCUUCAAUGGAGUCACUUCCUUUACAAGCAGCUUCACUGCGUUUCAGUGUUUCUGCCUUAUAAUCUGUCACCUGUUGUCAUAGCAACUGGACAGCGAAUGUAUUGAGAUGUUUUGUAGCUCACCUCUCUAUUUCAUUAAAUAUGCUAAAAAAUAAAAGCGAAUCACAUACUUGCUUCGGUAUUUCAAAGAAAUUUUGAACACAUUCAACCUGAGUUCAACUUUAAAACCUUUUGAUUUCUAGUUCUAGAAAAUGAAAUAAUAUGCAUGGUUUUUUUUUCUCUCUAACUCUUGUUUUUCUUUGGUGUUGUACUUUCCACUGUUUGAAAAUUCCUCCAUUUUUUUUCUCACUUUCGUCAUUUUAUCCAUAGAGAUAAAAUAAAUAUCUAUUAUUUUUUUUUAAAUAUUAUUUAUUUUUUGCACCAGAAAUACUUCAGUUCUGUAAAUAAAAGUUGGACGUUCUUAGCUACUUUUUGUGGAUACAUUUUCUCUUCAGUGAAUCCUCAGCACCUUCAGAGUGAUUAAACUAUAUUUAUCUAGUAACCCUGGGAUUAUAUCUGAAUAUAAAAGUACAAGAUUUUAAUCUUUGUGGCUCCACUUGACUUCAAAGUGCAAUGCUUCUUUCAGACACGGCUAAACAAGAUAAAAGUAAUUAUGAAGACAUUUUAUGACUAAUGGAAAUGGAAUAAAACCUAAAAGACAAGUAUCUAAAAUGGUGUCAAAUAGAUAUAUUUUUUUUCAUUGCAUUGGGAGCCACAUUUAAACACUCCUCCCUAUAUAAUAUAUAGAAAGUGAUUUAAUGUUGGGAACACAUAUGAUCCCCUAACCUAACAAUUUACUAAAGAUUAUAGGUGGAAAAAUUCAGUGCGUUAUUUUGCGGUUAUGAAAAGUUUAUGAGUGAAAAAGACAGACAUGUACAGUAACCAUGUGCCUCUGGAGUUGGAGGGGAACUACGCAUCAUUUUUACACAGGAACCUGUGCCCAGAACCUCCAGGUUCUGGCCACCUGACCCAGAGCCUACAACCAUAGAGCUGCAGGCGCUACUGCUUAAGACGACCAAAUCCCGCUGCACAUCUACAUGUUAAAGUCGUCAAAACCAAGCUAGCACAACUGACCUCCCUCACUCCCUCGCUAUUUUAUUAGUUCUAACUUUUUACUGACAUGAUACCAUUGGACCCAACAUUAAAAUAUGUUGUGCUUUGUAUUCGAUUUUGGAGGACAUUAUUUUUUGUUUCCCU